Molecule: messenger RNA, 3480 nt
Organism: Linum trigynum
Lineage: Eukaryota; Viridiplantae; Streptophyta; Magnoliopsida; Malpighiales; Linaceae
Source: the annotation of a GenBank genome assembly
GUGUAGGAAUGUGCUCAUACACCAUGAGGAGAGCGCAACUAGUAAAGAUACUAGUUCUCUUGGCUGCUGAACCAAGGGUUGCUAAACUUAAUUCGAACGACAAAAUAACAACCAAAUCAAAGUGUUAAAUCGAACCUUGAGGCUUGUCCUAAAUUUCCCUACGUAGGUGACACAAAUGGCCAAAAAGCCCUGCUUCACAAAGCCUCUAGCCAACAAGGGGGUUUCUCUCCACCUAGAUCAAAUUGGCAUGAUAAUAAGAAAUGAAGAACACAACUCAAGAAUUCUGAAAAUACCUCAAACUUUGCAUUAAACACAAACCCACACACAUAGCGCUUAAUCCAUACAAUCUAUGACAUAUCUCUCAAAAAUUUGAGAAGACGACAAUCUCUCACUCGACUCUCCCUCAAAGUUUCCGCUUCAUCCUUCUUUUAUACCCAGAUCGCGCGCACUUCACGGUCUCAGAUCACGGUCAUGAUCUGGAAGCUCAGACCGUGAUUUCAGACACAAGUGCACCUUUUCAUUUAAGGACUUCAUGGUCUGGGGGAGAUUAUCAAGGUUUCGGACAGAAGUGCACCAUUUCAUUUAAGGACUUCAUUUAAGAAGCUUUUUUACUUUGGCCCUGGUUUGUAAGGGUUCAUGCACAGAAGAGAGGCCGACCACCAUUUUUGGGAUCACUGUGCUUGGUCCUCGGAAAAUAGCCACACACAUAGAGAACACAAAAACAAAACACGAAAAGAAAAUUAAAGAAAAAUGAAAUAAAAACACCAAGGAAGAAUCAGAGCUCUAGCAGCCGUUUUAUGGAGAAAAAUUCGCGCUUCGGCCGCCGGUUCUACCAAGACUAUUGCUGACUCAAAACUAAAAAAUAAACACGUACAAAAAAGGAAUAAAAUCUUACCCAUUUUCCUUUUUCGAAGUUUGCGAGAUGUCCCCGACAAUGACGCAAAAAUUUGUUGUCGACUAUAGUGCCGCUACCAAAUUUACCUCGCCCUAAUGCCAAGACCCUAUUCACUCGGUCCUCUCACAAAACCCUUCCUUUAUAUGCAAGGUACUGCUCUAUAGAAGAAGAGGUUGAUUUGGGAGGUUGUGGUUCCUCCAGUUUUGUAGAACAUAAGAGUUCAGAAAGUAAAGCGAUACAGAAAAGUAAAUCCUAAGCUACUAGAGAAUUGAGAGAGUAGAGAAGGAAAACGUUGCAUAGGCAAUGUUCCCCCUAGGCCUCCUAAGGACAUGCCCUCGAUGAUCGUAGCAUACGAACUAUCGAUUUCUUAUUUUGUUAGAUCCCACAUUGUGUCAAAGCAUUUACCCAAACUAAUGGGAGACAAGGAACCUUCAGAUUUCCCUCUUGAGGCAUCACGCCAUUUGAUCGAAUGAGGUUCGAUCGAGUAGGAUUGCUAUUUCUAGGCCCAUCCUAAACGGAUAGAAUGUCAAUCCUUGCACCUCGAUGGCGAGAAAGACCAACUAAGCAAUCAUUCAAGUCAGCAAACAACGAAAUAGAGGAAAUCAUGCAUCACACAUAUGAAAAUCAAACAAUCGUAUUAAACCAAAUCAUCAAGCUUACAUUGUUAUAACCCCUAGGGUUCACAUACCUAUGAAACUAAGGUACUUAGCCUACCAUGGGGAGGGAUUCCUAGAUGUUCCCCCUUGGUCUCCUAAGCACACGCCCUCGAUGAUCGUAGCAUACGAGCUGCAGAUUUCUUGUUUUGUUAGAUCCCACCUUGUGUCGAAGCAUUUACCCAAACUAAUGGGAGACAAGGACCCUUCGAAUUUCUCCCUUGCCUUGAGGCAUCAUGCCAUUCGAUUGAAUGAUGUUCGAUCGAGUAGGACUGCUAUUUCUAAGCCCAUCCUAAAAGAAUAGAAUUUCAAUCCUUGCACCUCGAAGGAGUGAAAGAUCGACUAUGCAAUCAUUCAAAUCAACAAACAACGAAAUAGAGGAAAUCAAGCAUCACGCAUAUGAAAAUCAAACAAUCGUAUUAAACCAAAUAAUCAAGCUUACAUGGUUAUAGCCCCUAGGGUUCACAUACCUAUGCAACUAAGGUACUUAGCCUGACAUAGGGAGGGAUUCCUAGAUGUUCAUCUGUGGAAACAAAGACACCAAGAAGCCACGGUAAUUGUCGGCUGAAACAGAGAACACAGGCCAUAGGCACCAUUUUUGCCGUCGAUUCUUCCUCUUAGGGUGGUCUUGUUCUAAGUCGGGAGGGUUGCUCUGUUGGCAAAGUAAUGACUCUUCCUUGACCUCUCGUCUCCCUCUCUGAACUCUACCUCUAGAGCCCUAUUUAUAGAUCUUUGAUUCGACUUUCUGAGGAGGAAAACUCACCCUUUAUGCAUCAUUCGGCCAAUCAGAGCACUCUAAACACGUUGUUAAUGGAUCAAUAUACUCUGGGAUAAAUUCUUGAUAAAGUGGACGACUCUCCUAGAAUGACGUCGUGGCCGCCUAAUUUCUUCACAAAACGGUUGUCGUUGCGUCAUUUUACUUUGAAUCAACAUCUCUUUGUCCUCGCAUUUUCCCAACACUACUUCCUCCCCGGUUUGAGUAGGCCCGUAUACAAGAGCCAUGUCCUCGUCUUUCCAGGAUAAAAACCUUGUUCUUUGCUCCCACUCCAAAAAUGAAGGUACUGAAAGGAGGGUCAUAGUGUUUUACCUGUGUGGACAACAACACCUUCUCAAAUCCACUCAUCCUUAUCUCCAACAAGCCAUCAAAUCCAGCCUCCUGCACUUUCUUGCGACUUGCCUAAUAAUAAUUCGGAUCAUGCUUCAGAACUUUCCAACACCCAAUAUUGUUGAUGGAUGGCAACGAUGUUGAGUGUUAUAUACUUUCCUUCCUGCUUGUGGUUUGUUACCCGUAGCAGCAGAAGCCUCAGUAGUAUCACCUUCAGCAGCAACAGCUUUAAGAGCAAUAGCCUCAUUAAUAGUAGCCUCAAUGGCAACAAUUUCAACAUUAGUAACUAGCUCUGGACUCUUACGUUUGACAACCUUUUUUUAGUACGACCCAUUAUUCCAAAGGCCUAAAAAAUAGACAUGAAGCAUUACUCAUAUUCUCACAAUAGAAAACUUGUAUUCACAAUGAACCAAAGUCGUAUUCUCAAAACACAGAACUUGCAUUCACAAUGUCUCAUUUGUAUUCUCAAACCACAAGACUAGUAUGACUUAAACUUUAUCAACAAUAAACUAGUAUUGACAAUAAAUCGAUACUCAUAUUAUAAAAAAGCAUACUAGUUUGACAAUGAAUCAAUACCCAUAUCCUCAAAAAACAGACUAGUAUUCACAAUUCUUCAAAGUCAUAUUCUCAAGGUCCAUAGUAUUACCUAGUAUUCAACUUCAAAUAAUAGCAAUAGUCUUCCACAAACAACGAACUAGUAUUCCCAACGAAUCAAACUCAUAUUCUAAAAAAACGGACACAUAUUCUCAAAACCUAGGCCGGUAUUACAUAAACUAUAUCAUCAAUAGAACACAAACUAGUAUUGUGAAUAAGACACUUCAUUUUGA